Molecule: messenger RNA, 2543 nt
Organism: Zalophus californianus (California sea lion)
Lineage: Eukaryota; Metazoa; Chordata; Mammalia; Carnivora; Otariidae
Gene: MAG
Product: myelin associated glycoprotein
Exons: 12
Coding region: 186-2189 (667 amino acids)
Source: RefSeq, a predicted model, not a curated record
GGGGGAGGGGACGGGCUGGCAAGUGGGGGCCUGGACCCUGGGAGGCCAGGGGACUGUGAGCAGGGCCGGUGGAGCAGAGGGUGCAGAAGCAAGAGCGUCCAAGUUGGCUGGCUGACAGCUUCAAGUGAGACCCGAAGGCAUUCCCAACUCAGGGAGACUGAGCUGUCACUCACUUGCUGGACAAAAUGAUAUUCCUCACGACACUGCCUCUGUUUUGGAUUAUGAUUUCAGCCUCUCGAGGGGGUCACUGGGGUGCCUGGAUGCCCUCCUCCAUCUCCGCCUUCGAGGGCACGUGCGUCUCCAUCCCCUGCCGCUUCGACUUCCCCGAUGAGCUGCGGCCAGCCGUGGUGCAUGGCGUCUGGUACUUCAACAGCCCCUACCCGAAAAACUAUCCCCCGGUGGUCUUCAAGUCUCGAACCCAAGUCGUGCACGAGAGCUUUCAGGGCCGCAGCCGCCUCCUGGGGGACCUGGGCCUGCGUAACUGCACCCUCCUGCUCAGCAGCCUCAGCCCCGAGCUGGGUGGCAAGUACUACUUCCGCGGGGACCUAGGAGGCUACAACCAGUACACCUUCUCGGAGCACAGUGUCCUGGAUAUCAUCAACACUCCCAACAUCGUGGUCCCCCCGGAGGUGGUGGUAGGCUCGGAAGUGGAGGUGAGCUGCAUGGUGCCUGACAACUGCCCAGAGCUGCGCCCGGAGCUCAGCUGGCUGGGCCACGAAGGGCUGGGGGAGCCCUCCGUGCUGGGUCGGCUGCGCGAGGACGAGGGCACCUGGGUGCAGGUGUCGCUGCUACACUUCGUGCCCACUAGGGAGGCCAACGGCCACCGGCUGGGCUGCCAGGCCUCCUUCCCCAACACCACCCUGCAGUUCGAGGGCUACGCCAGCCUGGACGUCAAGUACCCCCCCGUGAUCGUGGAGAUGAACGCCUCGGUGGAAGCCAUCGAGGGCUCGCACGUCAGCCUGCUCUGCGGGGCGGACAGCAACCCGCUGCCGCUGCUGACCUGGAUGCGGGACGGCACGGUGCUCCGGGAGGCCGUGGCCGAGAGCCUGUUCUUGGAUCUGGAAGAGGUGACCCCCGCGGAGGACGGCGUCUACGCCUGCCUGGCAGAGAACGCCUACGGCCAGGACAACCGCACCGUGGGGCUCAGCGUCAUGUAUGCACCCCGGAAGCCGAUGGUGAACGGGACAAUGGUGGCCGUGGAGGGGGAGAUGGUCUCCAUCUUGUGCUCCACACAGAGCAACCCGGAUCCUAUUCUCACCAUCUUCAAGGAGAAGCAGAUUCUGGCCACGGUCAUCUACGAGAGCGAGCUGCAGCUUGAGUUGCCUGCUGUCACUCCCGAGGAUGACGGAGAGUAUUGGUGUGUGGCUGAGAACCAGUAUGGCCAGAGGGCCACCACCUUCAACCUAUCCGUGGAAUGCUCGGUGCCGGUCCUGAGUGCCUGCGGCCAAGGCUUUGCUCACGUGCUCCCCCUGCUGGAAUGGUUUCAUUUAUCUCAUCCUGAAUCCUUGGGAGGAAUGUUAAGCCUCUGUAUCACACUUGUUGCCCCCUUGAUCCUCCUGGAGUCCCACUGCGCAGCAGCCCGGGACACAGUGCAGUGCCUGUGCGUGGUGAAAUCCAACCCGGAGCCGUCCGUGGCCUUCGAGCUGCCCUCACGCAACGUGACCGUGAAUGAGACGGAACGGGAGUUCGUGUACUCGGAGCGCAGCGGCCUCCUGCUCACCAGCAUCCUCACGCUGCGGGGCCAGGCCCAGGCCCCGCCCCGGGUCAUCUGCACAGCCCACAACCUCUACGGCACCAAGAGCCUCGAGCUGCCCUUCCAGGGAGCCCACCGCCUGAUGUGGGCCAAGAUCGGCCCCGUGGGAGCCGUGGGAGCCUUUGCCAUCCUAAUUGCCACCGUCUGCUACAUUACCCAGACACGCAGAAAAAAGAACGUGACAGAGAGCCCCAGCUUCUCGGCGGGGGACAACCCCCCGGUCCUGUUCAGCAGCGACUUCCGCAUCUCUGGGGCGCCAGAGAAGUAUGAGAGUGAGAGGCGACUGGGAUCUGAGAGGAGGCUGCUGGGCCUUCGGGGGGAACCCCCAGAGCUGGACCUGAGCUAUUCUCACUCGGACCUGGGAAAACGACCCACCAAGGACAGCUACACCCUGACAGAGGAGCUGGCCGAGUAUGCUGAAAUCCGUGUCAAGUGAGGGAGCUGGGGGCAGCCUGUGUGGCCAUCCCUCCCUCAGGACCCUCACUGGCCCCUACUGGCUAUGGGCUCCCUUGCUCCUCAGAGUGGUGGGGGCUGGGGCAGGAAAGGGAGGGGGCAGGUGACAGUGAGGUCUUGGGGGCCUGGCCUCCCCUCCUUCCCAGCUGCCCCCGGCCCUACCAGCACCCACCCCACGCUGUGGCUCCUCUCUAACCUCCUUUAACCUCAUCUGUCCGGAGGGGAGCUCCGUCUGUCCAUCCAUGUUAUUUAUUGCCACCCCCUGCCUUGUCUCCUGCCCCCACACCCAGCCCCAGGACCUGUACAGAGGGACUGAAAUAAAGGCCAUGAAGCCAUG